Messenger RNA from Mercenaria mercenaria, 1401 nucleotides. RefSeq lists its product as uncharacterized. Lineage: Eukaryota; Metazoa; Mollusca; Bivalvia; Venerida; Veneridae. Gene Ontology annotation, molecular function: DNA-directed DNA polymerase activity; nucleotide binding; DNA binding. Bases 1 to 1401 code for a protein of 466 amino acids. The record is from RefSeq and is a predicted model, not a curated record. Gene Ontology annotation, biological process: DNA replication. The transcript has a single exon.
AUGAGGACAUUUAUAGAACAGCUUGAUAUGGUAACACCCUUACAACCUAGAGAAGCUUUUUUCGGGGGUCGAACAGAAGCAUUUACACUUUACAAAGAAGCAAAUGAGGAAGAAACUAUCGACUAUUAUGAUGUAACAUCCCUCUACCCUUUUAUCAAUAAGACAGGAAAAAUUCCACUGGGUCACCCGAGAAUAAUUACAGAAAAUUUCGCGGAGAUUGACAAAUAUGAAGGGUUAAUCAAGUGUAAAGUUAUCCCACCGCGAGACUUAUUUAUACCUGUCCUGCCUUGUAAAAUGAACGGAAAGUUGCUAUUCUCUCUGUGCAAAAUAUGCGCUGAAUCGUAUCAACAGACUAAAUGUUUGCAUACGAACGAAGAAAGAGCUUUUAUAGGCACCUGGGUAACAGACGAAGUUAAAAAGGCCAUUGAUAAGGGAUACACUUUGGAUUGCAUUUAUGAAGUCUGGCAUUUCGAAAACAUCUCUCAAUAUGAUCCUGUUGCUAAAGAAGGGGGUCUCUUCACUGAAUAUGUAAACACAUUUCUUAAAGUCAAACAGGAGAAAAGUGGUUGGCCAAAAUGGUGUAAGACAGAAGAGCAAAAACAAACGUAUAUUGAACAAUAUUAUGAAAAAGAGGGGGUCCUACUUGAUUACAGUAAUAUAGAGAAAAACCCGGGAAUGCGCGCUUUAGCUAAACUUAUGCUCAAUUCAUUCUGGGGAAAAUUUGGUCAGAAAUUAAACAAAAAUCAAGUGGAGUUCAUUGAUGAACCAGCCCUAUACUUUGAAAAACUAACGAGUGAUAGAGAAGAAGUAACGGCUGUAAACUUUGUGUCUAAUGAAAUGGUAGAGAUUCGUUGGAAAUAUAAGGAUGAAUUUGUAGAGCCCACUGGGAAAACCAACGUGGUCAUUGCAGCCUAUACAACAGCUCAAGCUAGACUCAAAUUAUACUCUUACUUAGAAAAGCUAGGACCCCGAGCGUUGUACGCGGAUACCGAUUCUGUUGUAUUUACGUCAAAAGUAGGAGAUUGGAUGCCUUCCUUAGGCGAUUAUUUAGGUGACCUUACGGACGAAAUACAAGGAAACCAUAUCAAAACAUUUGUGGCUAGUGGACCAAAAAGUUAUGGGUAUCAAUUAGAAAAUCCUGAUGAGUCUGGUAAACAAACACACUGCAAAAUAAAAGGCAUCACUCUGAAUUUCAAAAAUCAAAUGUCAAUAAAUUUUGAAACAAUUAAGGACAUGAUUAUUGGCCCAUCGAAUCAGGUUGUGAUGGUGACAGAUUCUCAAAAAAUAUGCCGAGACCGUGACCAAGCUAGACUUUUAACGAUGACGCAAAAGAAAAAACAUAGGAUUGUGUUUGAUAAGAGAGUGAGAGAUGGAUGUAUAUCUUACCCGUAUGGAUAUUGA